Molecule: messenger RNA, 455 nt
Organism: Oryzias latipes (Japanese medaka)
Lineage: Eukaryota; Metazoa; Chordata; Actinopteri; Beloniformes; Adrianichthyidae
Gene: smim8
Product: small integral membrane protein 8
Source: RefSeq, a predicted model, not a curated record
UGCGCAUGCGUGUUACCGAUCAUGUUUCCGGUACAAACCUAACAGCGACGGUCGGGUUUAGGGUUGGGCGAAAAUGUCGGAAAAAGCGGCCAGUCAGGGACAGGAGAAUCCCCAGGAGAAAGGUUUCCGGACCCCGGGGCUGAGGGGCGCCACGACCACCACGCUGUUCCGCGCCGUUAACCCCGAACUCUUCAUAAAACCAAACAAACCAGUGAUGGUGAUGGGACUGGUGGCCAUAACUCUGUGUGUGGGUUACCUGGGCUACAUGCACGCAACCAGAGAGAACGAGCAGCUCUACGAGGCCGUGGACAGCCAGGGAGAGAGAUACAUGAGGAGGAAGACCUCCAAGUGGGACUGAGGAAGACGGUUUCUGUGACGGCUGGACUGAAAUAAAGAAAACAUGACUGAGUUUUUUAGUUUCAAUAUUUCAGCUCAAUGAGAGACAGAAAAAAAAA